CUGAAGAUGGCUAUAUGGACCGAGUCCAGUCUAUUAUUUGCAGUGCCAAAUUUAAGGCAGUGUUUCUCAUGUUAUUAAUAUCCAUGGUAUGUGUUCCGCUUGUUGUCUAUUUUUUCAUGGAUCAAAUUGUUAAGGAGAAGAAUGAAACAUCCACUUGCUUAGUAAAUUCUACGUUUCGGGUGUCGUGUGGAGGAGUAAAUAUUUCUCAAAGUGAUUGCUUAAAUAUUCAUUGUUGCUAUGAUGUAAAUUCUCAAAGUUGCUAUCAUUAUUUACCAUCAAAAUAUUAUUAUGCGAUCAAUAAUAAUGAGUACAAUCCCUCAAUUACAACCACUCCUUUUAAAAAUGAGAUGUCGAGUAAUAUCGGUCUGGUAGUUACAACUUUAAAUGAUAACAAAGUAAAAAUAGUACUUCACAAUGGCAGUAAUACUGAGCAAGAUAGCAUAACUGAAUCAAAUGGUUUUAAUAUAAACAAAUUGGACGAUCCGCUAAUGAUAGAAGUGAAAAGAAACGACGAAGUUUUACUGACAACAUCUAGAGGACCUUUGAUAAUGUCAGAAAAUUACUGGGAGUGGACUUUAUUCUUAACAGAAAAACAGCUCUUUGGUCUUGGCGAAACCCUUAUCCAACUGGAGAAAAAUGAGUCUAUAACUAAAGUGAUAUAUCCUAAUAAAAAUAACCACAACACACCCCCUGUAUUUUGGGCAUUCAAAAAUGGUAACUUUCACGGUAUUGUUAUUCGACACGAAGGACCAGUAGAAGUGACAGUUUUGUCUUCAAAUUUGAUUAUAUUAAGGGGGCUUUGUCCUUCUGACGUCGAAAUUGAAUUAUCUAUCGGUGGACCACCAUCGUUUUUAAGACAGUUGCAAAAUAAUGUUACCCUGGAUUACGAUAUAAUCGAUAAUAUACUAAAAACACAUAUAUGCAGGUUCAGUGAUAAGCUUGCAUUGACAGAUUUGCUAGAUGAAUAUGACAUGGAUGAUAAUUUUGAUAGUGAUUGUAUCCAUGAAAAUUUGUUUUUGUCUUUAACAAACAAUCCGUCUCCCGAAGAAAUUGAAAAUUUAAAAGAGACUAUUACAAAUUUAAAUAAAUCCUUCUACCUUGCAAUUCCACCUCAUGUGAUAAGUAGUUCAGAUUUUUUCUCGAAGAUACAUCCGGACAUAUUUUAUCAGUAUAAUAAUGAAAAUUACAUCGGAAAAUAUUUAAAUCAGUCCGUAGUUUAUCCAGAUUUUAGUAAUCCUUCAGUGACGGAAUAUAUGAAUGCUAUAGAAGAAGUAAUUAAGGAUUAUGAAGAUUAUAUUGAAGGCUUUAUUUUAACUAAAAAUUGGCCGCAAAAUGACGAGAGUAUGGAGAUUACAGACACAUUUCCUUAUUUAGGGGAAGACUUAAAGGCAGCCAUUACAAAUACAAUACCUUGGAAUGCCACCACAAAAGACAACGUGCCUCAUAUUUACAAACACAACACAUAUGGCGAAUCAAUGGUAGAAGCUUUUAAAAAUAAAUUCCCAGAUAAAACAAUUAUAUCCUCGUCAAAUUCAUUUGGUUCAUUUCAACCGUCAAUCCUAGACAACGUGGAUAUAAGUUGGACCAUGUUUCUACAUUUUUUAAGAAAUAUUUUAUUUAACAGUGCAAUUGGAAAUUAUGCAGUUAAUUUGCCCGUAUGUGGUACAAACGCCAAUUACAAUCAAGCUAAUCAAGAAAAUCUGUGCAUGAGACUAUAUUUGCUAGCUGCAACAUUACCAGGAUUUACCGUCACUUCAGUGGAACCCAAACGAAAUCCAGAAAAUUUUAAAUAUAAGUUUUAUGGUAAUAUCGUAGAAAGGGCUAUGAACAUACGGAAAAGCUUUUUACCAUUUUACAAAACAAUUUUAAGUGAAGGCAAACCGCUGGUAACUCCGAUGUUUUAUUAUUUCUACGAGGAUCCUGCAACAUUAUCCCUCGAUCAGCAGUAUAUGAUUGGAAAUAACAUUCUCAUCGCACAUCCGAUGACCAUGAGACAAUACAGUUUAAAUGUAUAUUUUCCGAAGGGUGUGUGGUACGAAAUGUGGGGUGGGGAAAUACAAAACGCUACCGUAGGUGGAUGGCACCGAAUCACUAUGGUCGAAACGGAUUGGAUUGGUUUCAUAUCUGAAGGAUUUAUUUUAUCAGUUGUUAAUGAUCAGUCUUUGACGGUUACCGUAGCAUUAAGCAGCGACAAAGGCAAAAACGCAACGGGAUCAAUAAUUCUUGGCCAUGCGAAACUAACAUUCUCUUCUACUAGCAACCACAUGACGAUAUCUCAGUUUGGUGACUGCACUAAUAACUAUAAAAUCAGUGUCAUCAAAUUAUUCGAUGAAACCACCACAACUUAUAAUGACGUGCAGGAAGAUAUUUGUACUGGCCAAGAUGUCGAAAUAGACUACUCUUCACUUAAAAAGUGAAAGUGAGAUAAAUGUUGGCAC
Messenger RNA from Aethina tumida (small hive beetle), 2438 nucleotides. RefSeq lists its product as uncharacterized. Gene Ontology annotation, molecular function: alpha-glucosidase activity. Gene Ontology annotation, biological process: N-glycan processing; carbohydrate metabolic process. The transcript is spliced from 5 exons. Lineage: Eukaryota; Metazoa; Arthropoda; Insecta; Coleoptera; Nitidulidae. The coding region runs from base 15 to 2417 and encodes 800 amino acids. The record is from RefSeq and is a predicted model, not a curated record.